CCUUGUCUUUUCCUCCUUCCAGCGCCCGGUUUUCCUUCCCCUCCCCCUCGCCACCGACGGAGUUCUUCCUUUAGAGACCGGGUUGCCCUGUUGUCGUCGCGAAGAUUUUUUUCCUACUGCUACUGCCUCUGCCGCCACCGCCGCCACCGGGCUCAUUUCCCCGACCCCUUCCCGCCGCCCCAUCCCCAACCCCACACAAGAUGUCAGAGGAUCUAGCAAAACAGCUGGCAAGCUACAAAGCUCAACUCCAGCAAGUAGAAGCUGCAUUAUCUGGAAAUGGAGAAAAUGAAGAUUUGCUAAAAUUGAAGAAAGAUUUACAAGAAGUUAUAGAACUAACCAAAGACCUCCUGUCAACUCAACCAUCAGAAACUCUUGCAAGUUCAGAUAGUUUUGCUUCUGCUCAGCCCACUCAUUCAUGGAAAGUCGGAGACAAGUGUAUGGCAAUCUGGAGUGAAGAUGGACAGUGUUACGAAGCGGAGAUCGAGGAGAUAGAUGAAGAAAAUGGCACCGCUGCAAUUACCUUUGCUGGUUAUGGCAAUGCUGAAGUGACUCCACUGUUGAACCUGAAGCCUGUAGAAGAAGGAAGGAAGGCAAAGGAGGACAGUGGGAAUAAACCCAUGUCAAAAAAGGAAAUGAUUGCCCAGCAGCGUGAAUACAAAAAGAAGAAAGCUUUGAAAAAAGCACAGAGAAUAAAAGAACUUGAACAGGAAAGAGAGGACCAGAAGGUGAAAUGGCAACAAUUCAACAACAGAGCCUAUUCUAAAAACAAAAAAGGCCAGGUAAAGAGGAGUAUUUUUGCUUCACCUGAGAGUGUUACUGGCAAAGUUGGAGUAGGAACUUGUGGAAUUGCUGAUAAACCUAUGACACAGUAUCAAGAUACCUCUAAAUACAAUGUCAGGCAUUUGAUGCCUCAAUAAUCAGAAAAACUGUUGGAUUUCAUCUCUGCAGGGCUUUACAUUUACCUUUUUAUCCUUAUAUUUUUCUAAAGGUAAAUUAUUUGUUAGAUGAGUAAGGAAGAUAUCAUUGUUGUCAUUGUUUGACUUCAAUAGAAUGAAACUUGAAGAAAUUGCAUUUGAUAACUGCUAUUCAUUUAACUUUUCAUUUAUACUACCACAGUUCCCUCAGAGUUUGUUGAAUAAGGCAACUUUUCUAGAUAGAUGCUGCUUAAAUCAGCACUUAAAAUGAAUUGUUGAUCUUCCUAAUAUCAGGCCCCCCACUUGAUGGUGUAAACUUUUUGUAAGUCAUAAUUUUAAUUUUCAAACACUUUGAACUUGACACAUAUUCUAGCAAUUCAUUUGGAACAUCAAGACAAAACACCAACUUGCUAAGGAGAUCUUUUUGGGGUUUUCCCCCUUUGUCUUCAACUUUAAAACUGAGCUCUUAACCAGACAAGCCAAAAUAUGGGUUAAUUUGUAAAUGGUAAAGUUUGUUUGAGGUUUUUUUCCUUCAAUAACUUGUUUUCUAAGCCUGUACGCCAUCUCUUCAAAAUUGAUCUAGAUUUUACUUUUAUUCACUGAGUUAGUUUUAUGUAAGAAACCAUGUUAGGAUGAGCUACCUUUCUAAGGUGUUUUUUUUUGGUGUUUUGUGGUUUUGUAUGUUUGCUUUUUCCUUUGUCAGUUUUUCACAUAUGGUUAGUGGUACCAUUUUUGGAUGUGUAAUGUUUAUAUGGGAAAACAAAAAGCUGAUGUAUAGCCCUGUAUACAGUGUAGAUACUAUUUUUGUAAAAAACCAAGGCUAAAUUAAUGAACAAGAGUACUGAAUGUUUCAUCAUUAAAAUUUCUUGUAUUUCUUGUGCAUUAAUCUGACCAUAAUUUCCCUGUAUAUUAUGUUCAUGUAGCUGAGUUUUUAAUUUUUAUUAACUAGAUCAAGUUGCCAGCAUUUGUUGGUGUGACAUCAGUUAUCCUGAGUUGAGUUAAAGCCAAAUACAUGCAUAGAAAAGGGUCUUCCUAUUAAUGGGAGAUGAUUUUUAGAAUGUGUGUUAAUUUCAGUUUUGUAUGUUUAACUUUUAUUAAAUAAAGUGUUUUUAAAAUCUC
This is a messenger RNA of Marmota monax (woodchuck), 2033 nucleotides long. It is a transcript of the gene Smndc1, whose product is annotated as survival motor neuron domain containing 1. Gene Ontology annotation, biological process: regulation of alternative mRNA splicing, via spliceosome; mRNA processing. NCBI's taxonomy places the organism in Eukaryota, Metazoa, Chordata, Mammalia, Rodentia, Sciuridae. Gene Ontology annotation, molecular function: RNA binding. The record is from RefSeq and is a predicted model, not a curated record. The coding region runs from base 201 to 917 and encodes 238 amino acids. Gene Ontology annotation, cellular component: precatalytic spliceosome; nucleus; cytoplasm. The transcript has 6 exons.